Sus scrofa (pig) is the source of this 2224-nucleotide messenger RNA. It is a transcript of the gene PRSS55, whose product is annotated as serine protease 55. The record is from RefSeq and is a predicted model, not a curated record. Lineage: Eukaryota; Metazoa; Chordata; Mammalia; Artiodactyla; Suidae. Gene Ontology annotation, biological process: proteolysis. Gene Ontology annotation, molecular function: serine-type endopeptidase activity.
GCUGUAGCUCCAAUUAGACCCCAAGCCUAGGAACCUCCAUAUGCUGCAGGUGUGCCCCCCCCACCCAAAAUAAUAAAAUUUUUAAAAAUAAAGAAAGAAAAGGAAAGUGAAGUCCAAUAAGUUUGGGUGACUCCCCCAAAGUACACGUCUACUAGACAGAAAGAGGAUUUAAAUCCAGUUCCAGCACUUGUGCUUUCUGCUACUUCACCUCAAGAAAGUUUGAAGAUACACAGAAAGAGGAACUUUAAAGAAUUAAUCAAAAGCCUGGGGAAAGUUUUCCCGGGGCGUAGGAGCCUUGAUGCAUCUGCUCCCAUGCGAUAUUUAAGGAUUGGCUGUUGGAAAGUUCCUGGCCAUUCUGCCUGGAGGGAAAGUCCUGAAUUAUUACUGAAGUUUCUUUCUGCUUCUUCAGUGGCAGGUCUAGAUGAAAUUCGGUUCCUGAUUCUUGCACGGGUCUUCUGGUGCAUGUGUACAAGAGUUUAUUCCUAGGAGAGAUGUGGAAUCACAGGGCUUGUGUGUCUUCAAGUUCAUUAGAAAAUGCCAAACUAUUUUCCAAAGGGAUCGCACCAAUUUAGAUUUCCACCGGUGGUGUAUAAGUGUUAAAAUCAUCACCAAUCCCUGCUACUUUUCAGAAUUUUUAAUUGUUGCUUUUCUGGUAGGCAUGAAAGAUGAUUAUAAUUGUAGUGUUAUGUGCACUUUUUGUUACUGCUGCUAAGUGCAUAUUUUCAAGUGUAUUAGUAUAUUUUCUCUUUUGAAGUGUAUGUUCAAGUUUUUUUUUUAUUCUACAAAUAAAUUCGUUUUAUAGGAUCACUUUAUAUAUUCUGAAUAUUAAACUUUGGUCAGUUGUGUGUGUUGCAAAAAAAAAAAAAAAAAAAAUUCUGUUCCAGAAUUUCUAAGUUGCUGGUAGACAAAUUGAUAUAAUAAUCCUUAUCUAUCUGAAGGCUAGUUUGAUCUGUGCCAAGUAGGCUCUUUGGGGGCCAAAAGCUAAGUCCUGCCUUUGCCCCAUGAGGCUGGAGCAUCUCAUUUAUGUCCCUGGGACGAUGCUGGUGCUGUAUUCAGCCACACUGGCUGUUUCACCCCCGUUCUCUAUCUUUUUUCAAAUUCUCACAUCCUCUGAGCAACAGCCCCAGUUGGACAAGUCUGAAAGGCCCCUGAACUACAUGGGAUUGAGGUUAGUGGGGGGCACAACCAAAUCUAUUUGCCUUGUCACUUUCCCUCCUAUUUUCUCCUCUUCCUCUGCCCUGAGGCUAAGAGAACUGAGAGUCGUCUUGGGAACCAAUAGCUUAAUCAGCCCAUCCCUGGAUAUAAAGGGAGUCACUCGGAUAAUUCUUCACAAGGACUUUCAAAGAAGCAACAUGAACAAUGAUAUCGCCCUGCUCCUGCUGGACACGCCCAUCGCGUUCAACAACCUGAAAAAACCCAUCUGCAUGCCCAAGCAGCCCGGCCCCUCCACGUGGCACCAAUGCUGGGUGACAGGAUGGGGGCAGAUCAAAACUGGUACCAAAGAGCCCAUGGAAACUGAGCUGAUGAAAGUGCCCAUGACCAUUGUGGACUGGGGAAAGUGUUUAAAGCAAUUUCCAAAACUUACCAAAAAUAUGCUGUGUGCUGGUUACCAGAACGAGAGCUAUGAUGCCUGCCAGGGUGACAGCGGGGGGCCUCUAGCCUGUACCACGCAAUCUGACAAGAGAUGGUACCAGGUCGGCAUCAUCAGCUGGGGGAGGAGCUGUGGGCAGAAGAACACCCCGGGAAUAUACACUUCACUGGAAAACUAUACAGUCUGGAUCAAGAACGUGACUGAGAUGGAGGGAAGACCCUAUAGUGUCAAGAAAAUAAGAGUCUCUCUUAAAGAGAAACCAAAGAGCUCCCGGGCCUCACAAUUCCUAGAGCCAGAGAGCCCCAGAUUCUGGCUCCAGCUCUGCCUUCUGCUCUCCAUGCUGUUAAAGGCCAUUUUCUACGGAUAAUAAAACAGAUGCUAUUCUGUAACCAAGGAAGGUGUGUGAGAAUGAGCCACCAGCAGAGACACUGACUACAGAUUAGAGCUAAAGGCUAGAACUGAAGCCAAUAACAGAAAGAACCAGAAGUCAGGCAGGCUGGAGCCAUGGUUUAGGGACUGGGCUUUAAGUCCCUUUAGGGACGCUCUGCAUUGCAGGUGAGGUACUGAACUCAAACCAUCUAAAGCCAAAAGGGUUGUUUAUAGAGGUACAUGACAGGGAAAAAAAAAAAAAAA